Trichoderma reesei QM6a is the source of this 681-nucleotide messenger RNA. RefSeq lists its product as uncharacterized. Gene Ontology annotation, molecular function: nucleic acid binding. The record is from RefSeq and is a predicted model, not a curated record. The annotation marks the transcript as partial. The transcript has a single exon. NCBI's taxonomy places the organism in Eukaryota, Fungi, Ascomycota, Sordariomycetes, Hypocreales, Hypocreaceae.
GAGAGGGAUGACUCCGACGAUGAAGACAUUCCGCUGCACCACAAACGCUCGUUUGGCGCCGGGCUGAAGCGCAAGAGGAUCGAGUUCGUCAGAGCCACAGAUGCGGACGCGGGCAACACCGUCAAGGACACGACAAAGCCAAGCACGUCCAUUGCAGACGUCUACGCAAGCAUAGUCCUGGGAAGCAGCUCAAAGGAAUCCUCAGCAACGCCUCAGGGCGCCAGCGAUGAAAAGGAUGGCCAGAACGAGGGCGACGCUGACUCCUCUACCAAGGAGCCGGAGCCUCCCAUAUGCCCCGUCUGCUCCCUCCCCAUCACGACGUCGCAGCAGCAACACGAGGCCUCGCUCGCCCACCAAGUGAGUCUCGAGCACUCGCAUCCACCGUCGGCAUUAGAUCGAUCGCGCAUGGGCUUGCGAGCACUGGAGUCGCAGGGCUGGGACCCCGAUUCCCGGCUGGGCCUGGGCCGCACCGGCGAGGGCGCCCGGUUCCCGAUCAAGGCGGCCCGGAAGGAGGACACGCUGGGGCUCGGAGCGACGAAGCCGCAGGUGGUGGAGGUGAAGGAGAAGAAGCCGCAGGCGCUGAGCCGCAGGGAGAUGCGCGCUUUGGCGGAGCGGGAGAGGAGAAAGGGGGAGAGGCUGCAGGCUGAGAUAUACGGACGGGUGGAUGUGGAAAAGUAUCUA